CUCCAGACCAUUCUGACACAGACCUUCUAGGGAACAUGCUCAGUUCCAUUUCCACAUUCGUUUCAUCGCGACCGAUUUUUGCUGCAGCGACCAACAGGACUAUCGAUGACCACUACGGCGACUCGGUCACUGGACGCCUCCCAAUGUACGAGAGUCAAGGCUGGAGCUAUGGGCCAGCUUGCAGUGGGUGCUUGGCACAACCAGCUGCCGACAAGACGUUCGCCGGAACGUGGCACGAUACGACCACAAACAGGCCUAACGAUGUUGCUCAUACCGUGACCCUCCUGUUCAACGGUGUGUAGGAUAUUACUCGCUAAUCAGGACCUCUCAGACAUGAAUGUUAGGCACCGCAAUCUGGG
Messenger RNA from Fomitopsis serialis, 359 nucleotides. RefSeq lists its product as uncharacterized. NCBI's taxonomy places the organism in Eukaryota, Fungi, Basidiomycota, Agaricomycetes, Polyporales, Fomitopsidaceae. The record is from RefSeq and is a predicted model, not a curated record. Bases 36 to 302 code for a protein of 88 amino acids. The transcript is spliced from 2 exons.